Molecule: messenger RNA, 2425 nt
Organism: Acipenser ruthenus (sterlet)
Lineage: Eukaryota; Metazoa; Chordata; Actinopteri; Acipenseriformes; Acipenseridae
Gene: nrip2
Product: nuclear receptor interacting protein 2
Exons: 6
Coding region: 128-814 (228 amino acids)
Biological process (GO): proteolysis
Molecular function (GO): aspartic-type endopeptidase activity
Source: RefSeq, a predicted model, not a curated record
GAGAGCUCAGAAAACACAACCAGCAGGAAGAGAGCUGAGAGAACAGCUGAACAGAUUUUUUCUCUGUUUCAAGGAGAGCUGGACAAGAAUACAAACAAGUCACAAGAUUCAUCAGACUACAGGCAUCAUGACUGAUUCCAAGAAAAGUGAGAUGGAAAUUCGGGAUAAAGCCAUCCUGCAUCAGCAGAGGCAUCUGAAACAGGCAACACAGUUCACACACAAGGACUCUGCUGACCUGCUUCCUCUGGACGGGCUGAAGCGACUGGGGACAUCCAAAGACCUGCAGCCUCACAGUGUCGUGCAACGGCGCUUACUCGAAGGCAACAUCACCCGCCUGAAAAGGGAGGGCAGAGACUUUGGCUCCCAGGUUCGAUCGCCACUGGUGGAAGAGAAGGGUGAAGAGAAGGAGGAGAUCUCAAAACCAAGGGAGUCCCUGAUUGUCCACUGCACGUGCUGUGACAAGGAGGUCAAGGCCACCAUCAACACAGGGUACCAUCAGAACAUCGUAUCUCAGAGCUGCUUCAGACAAUUAGGGCUGACUGACAUGCAGGAAGUGAGCAGUGAUGAGGAAUCUGGUCACAGCUUCCCAGUCGGAUCCACAUUGAUGGGGCGAGUGGAGAAGUUAGAGCUCCUGAUAGGACAAGAGAAGGUGGAGUGCUCUGCACUUGUAGUUGAGGAUGAGACAUUUGAGCUGUGCCUUGGAUUACAGACUCUGCUGAACCUCAAAUGCUGUAUAGAUUUGGACAAAGGGGUCCUGAAGCUCAGAAAAUCCAGCGAGGAGUUGCCUUUCUUGGAGAGCCCGUUGAACCAGUAGAGCCACCGACUUUCCUUCAUCGUUUCACCAGCAAGAUGACCAGGCUGUAAUAAUCUUUGUGUUCCCUGAAUGUUUUUCUUGCAGGAUUUGUAUUUGUUUUUGGACGAUGGGUGGAAUUUUAUGAGUGAGACCUGACAAUCAAGCUGAAACAUCAAUAAAAAAAAGUCUCCUCUCUCUCUGCUGUUUUUGUGUUAAGGAAGAAUAAUCAGUUAAGGAUUCAACUUGUCAAGCAAAAGACUCCCUUUAUUUUUAAUUAAGUGGAAGGUAAGCCAUUGGUAGCACCUUGGUCAGAAGCUUUUGAAAACUCUGUAACGUAGUCCUGUCUAAAACCUGUGUCUUGUCCUAUGUAUCUAGCACAAGGUAAAAAGUAGCAGCAUUCAGUAAUACACUGACAACUGUGUUUAGACAUAUUACAAAGUGCACAAAAGAAGAAGUACACACUUUAUAAAUGUAUUUUCAUCAAAUAGAGAAGCUAAUGUACACAACUAUCAUUAUUUCCUGGAUAGAUGAUUCACACUGUCCCCAUAAACAGACUGCAGUACACCCAAAUCCUCAGAGAAGACAGUUCCAUCUCAGGUCAUGUUCAUCUCGUUAACUUAAUGCUCAGUUUACUCCCAAGGUGUUGGCAAGGACUUCUCAGUUACUUUUCUUGGUGUGUGUUUGUAUGUUGAUGAUAGUAUUUUACCAGGGAGCUGUUUUAUAUUCGCCUUAUGUUUCUCCUUUCUUAUUCUGCAGACCCCCCCCCUUGUUCCUCAAAAAAAAAACAGAGGAACUCAAGAAUGGAAUUUUUAGCCUGAAACUGGUUCUUAUCCCACACCACAAGCCAUGCCUACUUGUGAUAAACAAUGUAUCCCAGGACAUUUUAAUCUCCCUGUCAUGGUACCAAGAAAUUCAUGAAGGUGAUAAACUGAAAUUAAGUUGCCAAAAAUUGUAGUGUAAUUUAGUUAAAGUUCACUGGUAUAAGUGUUUGUCAAAAUAUAUUCUUGGAAGCCUGUUUUAACUUUUUCCUGCUUUCAGGAAUGGGAGAGAAUUCAAGAAGUCAUGCCAGUCGUUGUGUUGGGGUUCUGUGCAUUUAGUGGCAGGUUAAUACUUUAUCAAUACUACUACUUAACAUUGACAUUGUAAUUUCUUUGACAUUUUGACUCUCUCACUUUCUCAACGUCUUCAGUGAAUAUGCCCCAGAACGUAUUAGCUGUAGAGACAAGCUUUUUCUUCCACUCUCCUUGGAACCCGCUUUCCACAGCGCCAUAGACAUGGGGGUUUAUAAAUGUGCUUUUAUAGCUAGAAAACAACAUAUUCCUUUUUUUUAUGGUAAAACCAUCGCACAUAGGUAAAAUCAAAAAAUUCAACCACAUUGAGCAUUUAACAAAGCAGGUUUCACAUCAGAUGUUCCAUUUCCACUGUUUAGGAUACAUCCAGUUCUCGCUUUCUCUGUCCUCUUUUGUUUGCUGAUGAUCCUGCAAGUCUUGUAUGUGUCAAGAUUUAUUUAUAUAUUCUUUGCUUUUCUGUCAGCAUGGUUCAGUUUCAUUGGGGUUUUCCUUGUGCUGUAUGUAUACAAAAACAAACAAACAAAAAAACAGCCACUGUAUUUAUUUAAUGGUUUGCAUCUUU